UUUCUCAUGUUUACUAGUAAGGAGCAAUUACUAAAACGUACUGGAAAAAAUCCUAUCGGUCGUUACGAUUUUUUAAAACUUUUAGCUACAGAAUAUAAAACUACUAAAUCUAAAGAUGCAAAGGAGCAGGUAUUAGCAAAUCUUGCUAAUUUUGCUUAUGAUCCCAUCAAUUAUGGAUACAUAAGACAACUACAAAUAAUUGAUUUGUUUCUUCAUACUUUGUCAGAAGAUAAUUUAAAAUUAGUACGUUUUGCUGUAGGAGGUAUUUGUAACGUAUGUGCUGAUCCUGUAAAUAAAUUAUAUAUUUUACGUAAUCAAGGAAUACAACUAUUGACAUCACUACUUUCUUUACAAGAUGAAAACAUUAUACUCUCAGUGAUUACUAGUUUAAUAUUUUUAAUAACUCCUGAAUCUGAAAAUGAAAUAACAACUGAAUUGAUCGAAAAAAUAUCUAACUUAUUAAAUUAUGAAAGUUACCAUAUUUUAAAAUCUGUGAAGGCUGGAAAUGAAAUAUCAGUUUUUAAAACAAUUACAAAAGAUGAUGUAUCAAAUUUUGCUAAAUUAACUGGUGAUUAUAAUCCAAUACAUUUUAAUUCAUCAAACAAUCUUGUUCAUGGUGCUUUACUUAAUGGUUUAGUAUCAGGAGUACUUGGUACAAAAAUACCAGGUCCAGGAUCUAUAGUAGUCGAACAAAACAUUACAUUUCCAGCACCAUGUUAUGCUGGAGAUACAAUAGAAAUAAAAGUACAAAUUGUUUCUGUAAGAAAAAUUAUGAAAUGUGAAUAUAUUUCAUUUCUAUUAUCAAUUCUUUACUUUGCAUCUGCAAUUACAAAUAAUGAAAUUAAAACAAAAGCUUUAAAUAACACUCUUAAAAUUUUAACUACUGAAUCACCAAUUGGUUGUAUUUGUGGAAUUUUUUUAAAUGGACAAUUUAUAAAAGGUAGUAAAGAAUCACCAAAAGGAAAUCCUGCUCUUAUUCAUGAUCUACCUGAAUUAUUUCCAUGUACUCCAACUGGAAAUAGACUAUGUACGAAUAAAUGUUUGGACACAGUAAUUAAAUACCUCCCAAACAGUUCUAAAAUAUUAUGUAGUUCAAUAGAACAUGAUUGCUAUAAAGAAAGGGCUUAUUUAUUUAUUAAAAACUGUAAGACUGGAUGGAUUAACACAAAUCUUUCUGCUGGAAGAGAAUACUGUUGUAGAAAUGGUACAUCAUACAAAUGUCCAAAGUAUUAA
Molecule: messenger RNA, 1233 nt
Organism: Eufriesea mexicana
Lineage: Eukaryota; Metazoa; Arthropoda; Insecta; Hymenoptera; Apidae
Exons: 7
Coding region: 7-1233 (408 amino acids)
Molecular function (GO): protein binding
Source: RefSeq, a predicted model, not a curated record